AAGUAUCCUUGAUUAUGGAACUUGCUUUCUGGAGCCCUGUAGUGCAUUAGCACUAAGUAAGUUAGAUGGCAUCCAGUCUGAAGCUCUUCGCAUUGUAACUGGCGCCAUGAAGUCAAGUCCUAUUAAUGCACGCCAGGUUGAAUGUGUGGAUCCUCCUUUAAAACUAAGGAGACAAUUUUUAAGUGAUAAAUUUCUAUUUAGAGCUCUUCAACUUUCUGACCACCCUCUUUUUAACAAGUUACACGAUUCUGAACAAAAUGGCCGCCCGUGCCCCUAAAACUGUGCAAUCUGGAGCAUCUAGAGAUCCGCGUAUAAGAAAUGUAGCCGCGCCCGAACCACCUGUGGUUUGUCGAGACUACGUAUGGGGAAAUUGCUACGGUCCGUGUAGAUAUCGUCAUGAAUGCACGACCGAAGAAAUGUUAUCAAUAUUGCAGUUUUGCCACAAUUUUCAAAACCGUACUGGCUGUAAUAGACCAAAGUGCACAUUUCUCCACACAUCCAAAGAAGAGGAAAAUCUCUUUCGUACGACGGGGCAGUUACCGCAAGUUUUACUAGAAAGACGCGCAGCCAUGAGAGCUGCUGCAGCUAAUAAUAAUGUAUUUGGGUCGGAUGCAGUCUCGCCGGCUAUGUAUUUGACCCAGCCGCCGCCACAGCUACUGUCAGGUCCACCUCCUCUGCCAGUAGCCCAACCAACCCUCACUAUGAUGCCUCCACCUCCACCACCACCACCACCACCACCACCACCACCACCAACAGAAACUUCUACAGUGACAACUAAUGUCUCUGCAGUAUAUACAGCACCACCACCACAAGCCACACCUGUUGUUCUUGCAAAUCAACCACCUCUACCUUUACCCAUGUUCGAUGCAAGUAGACCACCACCUGGUAUUACCCGUGCUGUUAAACGGCCCUUAAGUGACAGUCCUGAAGCUGGGCCAAGCAAGAUAAGGAAAGGCGAUGAUACACAAGAACCUGACAGUGUUUGCGAAAAGUGUAUACAACGAGAAAUAAGUUGUGCCCUGUGCCUAGAAAAGUUGGAAAGAUUGAACAGUCAGAAGGAAUACAAAAAAAAUGUGUACAAAUGUAAAACCGAGGAGGCGGAGAACAUGAGAACAAUAAUGAGAUUACUUUUUCCAACUGAAAUAUUUAUAGCAGUUGAAGAGUAUAUUGAUGGUGUUCAAAGUACUUCUUUAGGCAUGUCGGUACCGAUGCAGUUAAUGGUACAUAGAUUAAUCGAGGAUAGACUCUCAAAUUCCAGCAAUAUGAUGGACUCUAUACAAUCCUCAUCAUUGAGAGAGCUUUUAGUUGGAUAUUUACUUGACUCAACUUCAACGUCAGAGAGAUUGUCUCCGCCCGAAACCUGGUCAAACCUCUUACGCAGUGAUUUAGAUGUAUCUAGGACUACUGUAUCAAGCUCCGAUUUAUCUACAAAUGGGUUAAGUAAACUGUUUAAUGGACACAAAGCCACAAAGCAGCAGACAGACACAUCCCUUUCGGUUCAUCAUCGGUCCGUCGUGGCGCCGGCGAGCGCUGUGUCUGUACCGGGCGGUGGUCUUUCGGGGGUAGGCGCGGCGUCGUACGCUUCAUACCAGCCGGGCCUGCCCCCUCCCGCGCCUGCGUCUGCGCCCGCGCCCGUACCUACGCCCGCACCCCCAGUGGUGGCGGUGGCGGCGGCGGCUGCGGUGCCCUCAUACCAGCCGGCCGUGCCGCCGCCUGCCUACCCCCCGUACCAGCCCGCCUACGCCCCCUACCAGCCCGCGUACCCUCCGUACCAGCCUACAGUACCGCCGCCACCUACAAUGCCUCCGCCGCCGCCUGCGCGUGUGGCCUACGCACCGUUGCCCUACGCCUCCACAGAGUCGCCGACAAGCGCGGCAUUCCCCAUCCCCAGCACGUCGCGCGUGCCCCCCGCGCCGCAGCCCGCCACCACCUCCACCACACCGCAAAACUACGGCCCCUACCAGGCGACGGGGUACCCCUCUCACCACUACCUCCAAUAACGACGUGAGGUAGGUGAGCGGCGACCCGACACAAUACACGUCUGCUGUGCUCUGUGCCCGUGUGGCACUGUAAACUGUUACCACAAUCAGUGUUGCCAACUCGGAUUUUAAAAAAGACGUAGGCCCGAUGAGAAAAUUACGUAGAAUUGGUAAAUUUUGCAUAUGAAAAGUAACUUCGUACUUUUUUCUGAGUGAAAUGAAGAAGCGAUUUGAAACCGAAUAAAACGAGUAUUUUGUUAUACUGUUUGUUUAAGAACGGGAGAUAGAACAAAGAGUUCUUGGCGAAGUCGCUGCAUUGGAAAUUUGGAAGCAUUUACCAUGCUGUGGUAAACAUUUACCAUCAGACACAGACACUGGUGGGUACUUACACAUGAACAUAUGCUUAAAACUUGCUAAAUCCUGUAACUUUAUCGACUGAAGGUCUUUUCUUUUUGCAAAGAUCAAUUCGAUGUGAGUAGAUACUCAUAGAUAGUAGUAAAAGUUUAAAAAUACAAUUUUUAAGGUUAUGUAUGUACCUACUAAGUCAAAGAGUUUUGUCGUUUCUGCUUUCACAAAUCCUGCGUCCAGCAUUAAUUUAGUAAAAAAAACCAAUAACGGGAACCUUUUCUACAAGAUACAAGAGUGUUUAGAUACAUCUUUAUAAGAAAUAAACAUUUGUAUAGUUUUUAAGUAAAGUAACGGAAAAUAUUCUUCUUUAUUCUAGUGAAUUAAGUUAUUUUACAAAUUUGAAAAAAAUUAAGAAAAUACGUAGAUUCUGGGACUGAAGUUAGUAGGUUUCCAGAAAAGGCCUAAAAUACGUAGAUCUACGUAAAAAGACGUAGAGUUGGCAACACUGACCACAAUGUCAUUGUAAUCUCAC
Chilo suppressalis (striped riceborer) is the source of this 2859-nucleotide messenger RNA. The record is from the annotation of a GenBank genome assembly. Lineage: Eukaryota; Metazoa; Arthropoda; Insecta; Lepidoptera; Crambidae.